This is a messenger RNA of Salvelinus fontinalis (brook trout), 5061 nucleotides long. It is a transcript of the gene nfatc3b, whose product is annotated as nuclear factor of activated T cells 3b. The record is from RefSeq and is a predicted model, not a curated record. The transcript has 9 exons. Gene Ontology annotation, cellular component: transcription regulator complex. The coding region runs from base 438 to 3599 and encodes 1053 amino acids. Lineage: Eukaryota; Metazoa; Chordata; Actinopteri; Salmoniformes; Salmonidae. Gene Ontology annotation, molecular function: DNA-binding transcription factor activity, RNA polymerase II-specific; transcription factor binding; RNA polymerase II cis-regulatory region sequence-specific DNA binding. Gene Ontology annotation, biological process: regulation of transcription by RNA polymerase II; cytokine production; calcineurin-NFAT signaling cascade.
UUUGAUACUCUAAUAAUUGUGAAGUAGCCUGUACAGCACCCUCUCUCACCAGCUACUGUACUGUACGCAGGCUGAUGCCUGUGGUGGAUUUAGCUGACGUCAUGAACGGAGCUGUCUGUCAAUGCUUUGUUUGUAAUAUGGAAGUUUAGUGAGUAGACUGACUGCUUCUUCAGCGGUAGUCGAGAAUAACUACGGACAAACUAUUGUCUAUGCGUCUUUUUUAUUUGCAUAACUGAACUGGUAAAGUAUCGAGAGAUUAUAACGUCGUUAUAAAUGUCGUCUGGAGGGAACACGAUUUUGGAGUCGUUUUAACUAUUUACAACUUCGGAUAGGCUUCUUGUUGCUGUUAAUAGUACAAACAAAUAUUUCCUCCUUAUAUCGUUAAAAUCUUGAAUGCAGUUCUGAAACAACGGCAAAAAAACGACUCGUCAGACCGAAUGAGUACUGUAAAUUUUAGCGGCAAUGAGGAGCUGGACUUCAGACUUAUUUUCGGGGAGGAGGCGCAACAACAGCUAGGCCCCGUAGCUGGUCCAGAACCUGAUGACAGCACGCAAUACUACACCACCCAGCCUAUUGGCCAGGCCCUGGACGUACAACAGAGUCACCAGCGCCAUCAAGCUGUCUCUAACCAGGCUCCUCUGCAGGCCCAUGGUAACUACCACCCCAGCUCCAGCUAUGAAGAUCACGGUUCCAGAUACAGUGCCACUGGACACAUCCCCAAGGCAUUUGACUGCCCAAGCAUCCAAAUCACAUCCAUCAGUCACCAAGAGCUGGUCUCCAGCCAGGAUGCCUUGCUCAUCAGCGGGGCAGAUGGCGGGGGGGAGUGCAGCCGCGAGUGUUCCUCGUCCACGGAUCACCUCUACCUGUCCCUGGACCCCUGUUACAGGGACUCAUCCUCCCUGAACCCCAGCCCCUGCAGCAGCCUGUCCUCCAGGAGCUGGCUGUCUGACAUGUCUUCCUGCGAGUCCUUCUCCCACGUGUAUGAUGACGUGGAGGCUGAGCUAAACGAGGCGGCCGCCCGCUUCACCCUGGGCUCCCCGCUGGCCUCUCCCCUGGCCUCCCCUAUCUGCUCACCACAGGGCCAGGCCGCAGGGGGAUUUGGGGUAGAGCUGUGGCAGCAGCAGUACUUCAUGAGCACCUACUCACUCUCGCCCCACCAGUCCCCUCGCCAAUCGCCCCGCCAGUCCCCCUGUCACUCCCCGCGCAACAGUGUCACAGAUGAGAACUGGCUGAACCUGCAUCCCACCUCCAGGUCUGGCUCAAGACCCACAUCCCCUUGUGGGAAAAGAAGGCACUCCAGUGCCGACGUCCACUUAGCCUCCCCCUCCCCCUCGCCACACCACUCCCCCAGCCCCACACCGGGCCACUCUCCCAGGGGCAGUGUGACAGAGGAUACCUGGGUGGCUGGAAGCCCUGGUGCCAUGGGGGCCCUCCUGUACAGCUUCCCUGAGGUAGACGUUCCAUCCAAGACCAGGAGGACCUCUCAUCAGGGUCACAUGGGUCUAUUCCAAGCACAGGGAGAUUCCGGGCAGGGGCUGGAAGACCACAGAGCUGCUUUGCCUUACCUGGAUUCACCUGCAGAGGAGUCUGGGUCUACUCUAAAACAGGAUGGCCUUUUUGAAGAAGUUUUUCUCUCGGUUCCCUCACACUUCACCUGGAGCAAACCCAAACUUGGCAACACACCCCUUUUCAGGACCUCGUCCCUGCCCCCUCUGGACUGGCCCCUGCCCAGCCAGUUUGGCCAGUGUGAGCUGAAGGUGGAUGUGCAGCCGCGGGGCCACCACAGGGCCCACUAUGAGACAGAGGGCAGUCGGGGGGCCAUCAAGGCGGCCUCAGGAGGACACCCUUUAGUCAAGCUCAUUGGAUACAACGAGAAGCCAGUCAACCUGCAGAUUUUCAUUGGAACGGCAGACGAUCGCUACUUGAGACCGCAUGCCUUCUACCAGGUGCACAGAGUAACGGGAAAGACGGUGGCUACUGCUUGCCAGGAAAGUGUAAUAAGCAGUACAAAGGUUCUGGAAAUACCUCUGCUCCCCGAAAACAAUAUGUCCAGCAGUAUUGACUGUGCAGGCAUCUUGAAGCUGAGGAACUCUGACAUUGAGCUCAGGAAGGGGGAGACAGACAUCGGGAGGAAGAACACACGUGUGCGAGUGGCAUUCCGUGUGUAUAUCCCUCAGCCCAGCGGAAAGGUCAUGUGCCUGCAAGCUGCCUCUAUUCCUGUGGAGUGCUCCCAGCGCUCGGCCACAGACCUUCCCCAGAUGGAGAGCUGCAGUCCCGUCAGCUGCUUGGUCAGUGGGGGGGAGGAGAUGGUCAUCACCGGCUCCAACAUAUCCCCAGAGUCAAAGGUCAUCUUCCUGGAGAAAAGCCCUGAUGGACACACACAAUGGGAAGUUGACGGAAACGUUAUUGGAGAAAAGAGUAAAAGAUCCAGAAUCGUGGUUGAGAUUCCUACCUACCACAACACAACUGUGAGCUCUGCAGUCCAGGUGCAGUUCUAUGUGUGUAACGGGAAGAGGAGAAGAAGCCAGACACAAAACUUCACAUACUUGGCUGGUGCUUCUCCACACCAUUAUCCCACUGCCAUUGACUGUACAGUUGUGGCAACUCGAGUGAAGCAAGAGCACAGAGACUCAGCCUAUCUGUCUACCUGCACCAAUCCCCUUGGCCUAUAUCCAACCAGCAGCCAGCUGACUUCUCCUGGCGUGGCCUUCUCUCAGGACAAGGCCUUGUAUGGUUCCUCUGGUGGUCACCCAGUGCCUUGUGAUCCACCCUCCCAGGCAGCAUACACUCCCUCUGGCUCCUCGCCUCUUCAGCACUCCCCUCACCUCCACAGCUACAGCCCCCGUAUGGGAUACCAGCGGAUAAGCCUUGUGCAUACACCUGACCCCAUGCCACCCCUUCGGACAAAGCCUGUCUACCAGGUCACACAACACAAUGUGCCUUACAGCGGCCAGGCCAGCUCUCCCAUGAGACCUGGCCCUGCCGCACCCCAGGUCAAUCGACCUCAGUCUGCCCAGACCAAACCAGCUGCCUCCAGCCCUCAUAGGGAAAUGUACCAGAGCCUCAUUGGACCUGAUCUCUCUGGCGCCACUCUCCAGUCUGCGGGAAACCACACCCAGAAUACAAGCCAGCUGCACUCUCUAAGCUACCACUGCUCCCAAUCAGACUCUGACCUGGCAGCCCUACAGGCUGAGUAUAAUCUGAGCUAUCACUCUGCCAGAAACUUGCCUGCCUCGUAUUCCCCCACCCCUGGAGCACAAGCAACCUGCUCCACCUCCCCGUCAGCAUCAGCCUCCUCUGGGGGUCCUCUGAGGCAACUGUCCCCCAGCAGAGCCCAGGGCCUGGCCUCUAGUAGUGACCCCCAGGAGUGUCCCCCGGCCCCCCAUUUCCUUUUCUCAAACGACCAAGAGAAAGUGAACAUCAAGCAGGAACCAGAGGAGAAGCUGCCUCUCGGCAACAUGAGGCUCCAGGAGAUCACACUGGAUGAUGUGAAUGAGAUCAUCGACAGAGACAUAUCUCAGCUCAUUGGUGGUGGUGCAGCAGAGUCCAGCCAACCAGGACAGGAUCCUUAUGAAUGGGAUUCUGUGAUUCUCCAGUGACAAUGUUCUUCCAUUCUUUGUCUUUCAUUCGUUUUCUAAUCAUCAUUACUCAGGACAUGAGUUGACUGGUGCUAUCAAUGCAUUUGGCAGUUCUAUUAUUAACUGAUCACAAUUUUGAUGGCAAAACUGUGGUGGCUAAAAGAGAUUCUCCUGUUCUUUUGUAUACUUUUUAGCCAGUAGUUUUGAAAGUAGCACUCACAAGCCAAAAGUUGUCCCUGAAAAUGUCACAUAUGUCACAUAUGUGCACCAAGUCAUUGCUCUCUCUGUCGCUCUGCUGUGUGUGCAUCUUGCUAGCUGUCAAUCAAAUGGCUAGGGGCUGAAGCUCAUUGGCUAGAACUUGAAUUGCUGGGGGGCUGGCCCAUGUGGGGGAAAAUGUAGCGAAAAUGGCACAGCACAGCUUCACAAAAAACAGUCGCUUUCAAACGAGGGAUUUCGUGACUAAUUGAGAGAAGACAGUAAUUCUGCUCAUAGAUUAUGCAUGUAUGAACUACACAUUGACACAUCCAUCCCAAAACGGGAGGUUGAAAAAAUAAUUCGUAGUCACCAAAGUUCCCAAGCAUGUCUUUAACUGGUGCAAUUACCAACCCAGUCGCUGGUAAUUCAUACAGGUGGUUAGGUUGUAGAGAAGUUAUGCCUGUUUAACAGAUCAGGAUUUUCAAGUCAAACUAAAGUAUCUUUCAGGAAAAAAGAUGGCUAUGCCUCUCAUACCAAAGAUUUUCCUGUCGCCUUUUGAAAAAGAGCAGAUGGAGGCACAGCUAAAAUAUGUCAACUAAUGUCUAUAAAUGCAUAAAAAUUACUAAUUUGCUGUUGAAAGAACCUUGAUGUCAAUGAAGAGGCUGAAGAAGGCCAAAUAGUAAAUGCUGUGUUAAUGUAAUAUUUAUUAGCAAAAUACAUUAGAUUUUAAUCUAUUUUUUUAUACUGUAGCUCUUGCAGUUGUAUGAUUCUUUAGAAUAAUGAUACAUUUCCGUAGCCUUGUAUUGCCGGCCUGGUAUUGUAUGCCCAUUUUCUAUUUCAAGAUUUUACUUUCCAAAGAAGUUACAAUUUUAUAAAGAAUUAUAUGACACUCUUUGGCAAUAUGUCAGGUGUGAAGCAGCUAUUUCAAAGUCAAAGAUUCUUCAUCAGGUGGUUUUGUUCAAUUAAAAAAAAUAUAUAUAUAUUGUUGGCUGUAUCUAUGAGUGGUUUCAAAAUCAUAUAGGCCUACAACAGGUGGGUCGUGGGUGUAGGUGGUUACACUUUCUCCUUUUUUCCCACUCAGUCAACACAUGCAUGAUGUUGCGACCACAGGAAUGGGACAACAUGUACAGUGUCUUCAGAAAGUAUUCACACCCCUUGACUUUUUUUAAAUGGAUUGAAUUCAGAUUUUGUGUCACUGGCCUACACAAUAGCCCAUAAUGUCAAAGUGGAAUUCUGUUUUUAGAAUUUUUUGUAAAUUAUUUUCAAAUUAAAAGCUGAAAUAUCUUGA